AUGGCAAGAUCCUCCGCGGAAGACGUCCCAGAUGAUGUCGACGAUGAGGUGAUGCAGGAAACCGGCAAAGAGGUGCUGAAGCCCCAGGGGAACAUCCCAGCCGCCUCGCUUUGUAAGCUCUUUUCGAUGAUGGAUGCCGUCGAGGUAGUCGUAUUGUUGAUUGGAUGCAUCGGAGCCAUUGGUAAUGGGCUAUCGCAGCCCCUGAUGUGCAUUGUUCUCGGUGACCUCAUCGACGGCAUGGGCGAAGGCACCGGGGGUGCUGAGACCUUCAGCCCUGAGCAGAUGCAGCCUGCGAUGGAUGCAAUGAUGGCGAAGAUGGAGGAGCUUUGCAUCACCAUGAUGCUGGUAGGUGCGGGUGCGACGUUGGCGGCAACUUUGCAAGGAUGCUUUUUCAAAAUCUUUGCGGAGAAGCAAGCCUUCAAGUUCAGGGUGCUCUACUUUGACUCGGUGCUCCACCAGGAUGUCAGUUGGUACGACACCAAGGAAGUUGCAGCAUUGCCAGCGGAGAUCAAUGACGAUCUUGAGAAGAUUCAAGAUGCUUUUGGAGACAAGUUCGGAAACGGAGUCAUGUCCACUGCCGCAUUCAUUGGUGGCUUUGGCUGUGCCUUUGGCAUGGGUUGGCUCAUUGCACUGGUGAUGUGCUCCACAUUGCCAUUUAUGGGUAUCGGUGCCGCUAUCAUGGGACAGGCUGUUCAGGAAAUUCAGAAUGAGACACAAAGCUGCUAUGCCAAGGCCUCCGCUGUUGUUGAGGAGUGCCUUCACGCCGUGCGCACGGUCGUCGCCUUCGGCGGGGAACAUCGCGAGCUGAAGAAAUUCUCGGUUGCAGUGGUCGAGGCCCGCAGGGGUGGGGUGAAAAAUGGCUUCAAGAUUGGCGCAGGCCUGGGCUACACCAUGAUGAUCAUGUACCUGGGAUAUGGCCUGGCCUUCUGGUUCGGCAUGACUUUAAGGUAUAACGAUGAGGUGAACCCGGCCACGGGGAGGCUCUGGGAGCCCGGUUUGAUUUUGGCCAUCUUCUUCUGCAUCUUCGUUGGCAGCUUCAUGAUCGGCAACCUUGACCCAAGCCUGAAGGCCAUGAAAGCAGCCCAGAGUGCCGCCGGAAGGUUCUUCCAGGCCAUGGAGAGCAAGCCCAAGAUCCAGUGCCGCCUGGAGGACCAGCGUCAGGACAUCCAAACCAUCGAGAAGUUCGACUUCCAAGAGGUGCACUUCACCUAUCCCGCACGACCUGAUGUCAAGGUCCUGAACGGCUUGUCCCUGACCAUCCAGCGUGGGAAGAAGACCGCCGUGGUCGGUGAGUCGGGCUCCGGAAAGUCAACCGUUAUGGCUCUGCUGGAGCGCUUCUAUGACCCGGACUCCGGAGAAGUACUGGUGAAUGGCCAGAGCAUGAGAGAUUUUAAAGUGUCUUCUCUGCGACGGUGCAUUGGCUACGUGGGACAGGAGCCGGUUCUUUUUGCCAGCUCCAUCCACCACAACAUCAUGCAGGGUAACCCUUCUGCAAGUAAGGAAGACUUCUCCAAGGUCUGUGCCGAUGCCCAGCUUGGCUUUGUUGACACGCUGCCCGAGAAGUACAACACCUUUGUGGGUAGUGCCGGGAGUCAGCUUUCUGGAGGCCAGAAGCAGCGCAUCGCAAUUGCCCGGGCUUUGCUGAAGAAGGCCUCUUUCCUCUUCUUGGAUGAGGCCACCAGCGCUUUGGAUAAUGCUUCGGAGAAGAUGAUCCAGGCCACCAUCGACAGCAUCAGUGCAAGUACGGCUGAUGGUUUGGGUAUUGUGAGUAUUGCCCACCGCCUGAGUACAGUGCGCAGUUCUGACCUCAUUUAUGUCCUCAGCCGCGGCCAACUGGUGGAGCAGGGGAGCCAUGCAGGUCUCAUGGAGAAGAAGGGCACCUACUACGCCUUGGUCGCGGCACAGGAGUCUGUCCACCAGGCGGAUGCGGAAGAGACGGUGGAAAUGUCCCCGGUGCCGCGCGACCAGACCCUGCACGCCCAGCGCUCCUCCACACACUCCGGGGAGUCCGAGACCCAGCGCGUGAGGCGGGAGAAGGAGGCUGAAGCCAACCGGGAGAGGGAGAUCUCCAGAGCCUACAAGGUGCCCAUGAGACGGCUCUUCAGUUACAACAGGCCCGAGUGGCCCUUCUUCGUGCCCGCGAUUCUCGGUGCGAUGGUGGACGGCGCAGCAAAUCCCGUCUGCACGAUUGCCCUCGUUGGCUCGAUGAAGGCUUUUUUCAACCCGGACAAGGAGGAAAUGAGGGCAGAGUUGGAAAUGAUGGCUUUGGCUUUCGUCAUCGUUGGCGCAAGUGCAUUCGUGGGCUCCACCAUAUCCCACGGCUGCUUCUCCAUCCUCGGCGAG
Messenger RNA from Symbiodinium necroappetens, 2343 nucleotides. The record is from the annotation of a GenBank genome assembly. Lineage: Eukaryota; Dinophyceae; Suessiales; Symbiodiniaceae.